AACUUAUGGAAUGGAACAUCUACCGAAUUCCUAGUGUUUCCCGGUAACAAGUGCAUUAUACUUGCACGUAUAAUAUAAUCCAUCUAUCUAAGAUAUGAUAAAGCAUAGAAAAGAAGCCAAAUGAAGCUUGCUUGUCUGAUUUCUGGUUACAAUAAUCCUGUCUCCAUAAAGGAUAACGUGAAACGGGAAGAGAAGCAUGUCAAUCUCAUUCCUACAAAGACAAAACAACAAGUCAAGUUUUUUAACAACUUGGCUCCUCCUCUUGCUGCUGCCUUUCUGCUCUUUUCUCCAAUUUGCGCCACUCCAGUUUCAAUUGCCCAAACAAUAGAUAUCCAAAGAGGAGCAACAUUGUUCAGCCAAACAUGUAUUGGAUGUCACGAUGCAGGUGGAAACAUUAUACAGCCAGGGUCAACUCUAUUCACAAAGGAUUUACAAAGAAAUGGAGUUGAUACAGAAGAAGAAAUCUACCGUGUCACGUACUAUGGCAAAGGAAGAAUGCCGGGGUUUGGUAAAGAGUGCAUGCCACGAGGGCAGUGCACAUUUGGAGCUCGUUUGGAAGAUGAAGAUAUCAAGAUAUUGGCUGAGUUUGUCAAGUUACAGGCUGAUAAAGGGUGGCCAAGCAUAGAAACCGAACAAAAAUGAUUUAGCAACUAACUUCUCUCUUCCAUCUUUUCAUUAUGGUUUGGUACAAAAUCAUUGACUUAAUUGCUGUAGUUAUAUUAGAUUAUAUUUUGUAUAUGUUUUGGGUUGAGAUAAUGGAAUUAUCCAAUAACUCUUCUGGACCGCAAUUAAUUAUAUAAAUGAUCUCAUUCAUGACCAGUGUUGGUCAUAUUAGCAGAUCCAUGAAUAUUCUCAUA
This is a messenger RNA of Medicago truncatula (barrel medic), 857 nucleotides long. RefSeq names its product cytochrome c6, chloroplastic. Bases 121 to 642 code for a protein of 173 amino acids. The record is from RefSeq and is a predicted model, not a curated record. Gene Ontology annotation, molecular function: iron ion binding; electron transfer activity; heme binding. The transcript has 6 exons. Lineage: Eukaryota; Viridiplantae; Streptophyta; Magnoliopsida; Fabales; Fabaceae.